GGGGAGUUUAUGUGGUUUAGAGGUAGCGAGACAAUUUUGAAAAAGACAGAAUAUGAGAUGAUUGAUUACGAAGACUGAAUGAUGAGGAGCUUAUUGUGUAUAAGUGGUAGAGUUCGUGCCCAAGGCCAGCACGGCCAACACUGAUAUGAUCUACUAUAUUUUCCAGACACAGCUGAAGGUAAUCGACUUUCGGUUCAUUUAUCAUGAACUUAGCCUUUGGCACAUGGACAGACUGACCACCCUCUAUAGGGGACGGAUUGUGUAUCGGAGUCGGAGUCGGAGUCGGUGGCGGUGCGAGACGGACGGUGGGGGCCAGGUAGCGGUAGGUGGUGACAGCGAUAAAGUAGUGACAGGGAGAAGGAGACGCCUUCACUUAUUGAAUCGAUUGUAUUUCCACUAAAGGAUGGUGAAUGAAACGAGCAAACGAAGUCGUUCAUAGAAUAUAUAACCAUGGUCUUUUCGUCCUGUGUUUUCCAGAAGUGGAUCACUUCUUUUUGGCACAUUCUUCUUCCCACAGGUUUCCAUGCUUCCUCCGUGAUUCCUACCAUCUCAACCGCCUUGACUAGUGCUCUCCCCAUCCCAGACCUCGCCAUCGGUCCACAUCCCAGCGCUACGUGAACGACAUGGAGAACGACAUGGAGAACGACAUGGAGAACGACAUGGAGAACGACAUGGAGAACGACAUGAAGAACGACAUGGAGAACGACAUGGAGAACGACAUGGAGAUACCGAUCAUAAUGAAUAAGCACCCCUUUUCCCACCGACUACCGCAAAUCUACAGGCUGGAGUCGUCUCCAUUCGUCUGUCCAUCCAGGGGGUAUGCGGCAAACCUCGAAGCUGGAGGACCGCUUCCACCAACUCGGUCCUCCCCCUGCGUGCUGCUUCAAGCAGCACAUCGCUAA
This is a messenger RNA of Pseudogymnoascus destructans, 902 nucleotides long. RefSeq lists its product as uncharacterized. Lineage: Eukaryota; Fungi; Ascomycota; Leotiomycetes; Thelebolales; Thelebolaceae. The transcript has 2 exons. The coding region runs from base 624 to 902 and encodes 92 amino acids. The record is from RefSeq and is a predicted model, not a curated record.